This is a messenger RNA of Piliocolobus tephrosceles (Ugandan red Colobus), 2616 nucleotides long. It is a transcript of the gene TDRD3, whose product is annotated as tudor domain containing 3. NCBI's taxonomy places the organism in Eukaryota, Metazoa, Chordata, Mammalia, Primates, Cercopithecidae. The coding region runs from base 110 to 2344 and encodes 744 amino acids. The record is from RefSeq and is a predicted model, not a curated record. Gene Ontology annotation, cellular component: nucleus. The transcript has 14 exons. Gene Ontology annotation, molecular function: protein binding.
UUUUUUUCUUUUCUUUUCUUUCUUUUUUUUUGGGGGGGGGGUCUCAAGUAGGAGGCCUCCCCACCACCCCCACCCCAACCCCCCACCACCCCCGGCUUAAGCAGCUACCAUGGCCCAGGUGGCCAACGCGGCGUUGUCCCAGGCGGGUUGGUAUCUUUCAGAUGAAGGCAUUGAAGCUUGCACAAGCUCUCCUGACAAAGUCAAUGUAAAUGACAUCAUCCUGAUUGCUCUCAAUACAGAUCUGAGAACAAUUGGCAAGAAAUUCCUCCCCAGUGACAUCAAUAGUGGAAAGGUAGAAAAGCUCGAAGGUCCAUGUGUUUUGCAAAUUCAAAAAAUUCGCAAUGUUGCUGCACCAAAGGAUAACGAAGAAUCUCAGGCUGCACCAAGGAUGCUGCGAUUGCAGAUGACUGAUGGUCAUAUAAGUUGCACAGCAGUAGAAUUUAGUUACAUGUCAAAAAUAAGCCUGAACACACCACCUGGAACUAAAGUUAAGCUCUCAGGAAUUGUUGACAUAAAAAAUGGAUUCCUGCUCCUGAAUGACUCUAACACUACAAUUCUUGGUGGUGAAGUGGAACACCUUAUUGAGAAAUGGGAGUUACAGAGAAGCUUAUCAAAACACAAUAGAAGCAAUAUUGGAACUGAAGGUGGACCACCUCCUUUUGUGCCUUUUGGACAGAAGUGUGUAUCUCAUGUCCAAGUGGAUAGCAGAGAACUUGAUCGAAGAAAAACAUUGCAAGUUACAAUGCCUAUCAAACCUACAAAUGAUAAUGAUGAAUUUGAAAAGCAAAGGACGGCUGCUAUUGCUGAAGUUGCAAAGAGCAAAGAAACCAAGACAUUUGGAGGAGGUGGUGGUGGUGCCAGAAGUAAUCUCAAUGUGAAUGCUGCUGGUAACCGAAAUAGGGAAGUUUUACAGAAAGAAAAGUCAACCAAAUCAGAGGGAAAACAUGAUGGUGUCUAUAGAGAACUGGUUGAUGAGAAAGCUCUGAAGCACAUAACAGAAAUGGGCUUUAGUAAGGAAGCAUCCAGACAAGCUCUUAUGGAUAAUAGCAACAACUUAGAAGCAGCAUUGAACGUACUUCUCACAAGCAAUAAACAGAAACCUGUUAUGGGUCCUCCUCUGAGAGGUAGAGGAAAAGGCAGGGGACGAAUAAGAUCUGAAGAUGAAGAGGACCUGGGAAAUGCAAGACCAUCAGCACCAAGCACAUUAUUUGAUUUCUUAGAAUCUAAAAUGGGAACUUUGAAUGUGGAAGAACCUAAAUCACAGCCACAGCAGCUUCAUCAGGGACAAUACAGAUCGUCAAAUACUGAGCAAAAUGGAGUAAAAGAUAAUAAUCAUCUGAGACAUCCUCCUCGAAAUGAUACCAGGCAGCCAAGAAAUGAAAAACCACCUCGUUUUCAAAGAGACUCCCAAAAUUCAAAGUCAGUUUUAGAAGGCAGUGGAUUACCUCGAAAUAGAGGUUCUGAAAGACCAAGUACUUCUUCAGCAUCUGAAGUAUGGGCCGAAGACAGAAUCAAAUGUGAUAGACCGUAUUCUAGAUAUGACAGAACUAAAGAUACUUCAUAUCCUUUAGGUUCUCAGCAUAGUGAUGGUGCUUUUAAAAAAAGAGAUAACUCUAUGCAAAGCAGAUCAGGAAAAGUUCCCUGCUUUGCAGAGGCAAAAGAAAAUCCACUUCCUCAAGAAUGUGUAGAUUAUAAUAAUCAAAAACGUGGGAAAAGAGAAAACCAAACAUCUAUUUCUGAUUAUUUUUAUGACAGGAAAUCACAAACAAUAAAUAAUGAAGCUUUCAGUGGUAUAAAAAUUGAAAAACAUUUUAAUGUAAAUACUGAUAAUCAGAAUCCAGUUCGAAGUAAUAGUUUCAUUGGUGUUCCAAAUGGAGAAGUAGAAAUGCCACUGAAAGGAAGACGAAUAGGACCUAUUAAGCCAGCAGGACCUGUCACAACUAUACCCUAUGAUGAUAAAAUAUUUUACAAUAGUGGGCCCAAAAGAAGAACUGGGCCAAUUAAGCCAGAAAAAAUACUAGAAUCAUCUAUUCCUAUGGAGUAUGCAAAAAUGUGGAAACCUGGAGAUGAAUGUUUUGCACUUUAUUGGGAGGACAACAAGUUUUACCGGGCAGAAGUUGAAGCCCUCCAUUCUUCGGGUAUGACAGCAGUUGUUAAAUUCACUGACUACGGAAACUAUGAAGAGGUGCUACUGAGCAAUAUCAAGCCCAUUCAGACAGAGGCAUGGGAGGAAGAAGGCACCUAUGACCAAACUCUGGAGUUCCGUAGGGGAGGUGAUGGCCAGCCAAGAAGAUCCACUCGGCCAACUCAACAAUUUUACCAACCACCCCGGGCUCGGAACUAAUAACGAAAAGGAAACUCUUUGUGAAGAAACAAGCCGGUGACUGAAACAUCCUGGUGGAAACCUGUUGACCUUCCACUUUCUCUUCAGAAUAAGUAGCAGCUGUGGUGGAUAUUAUUAUUUGAAGAAAGAAAAAGCAGAUUUUAGGGUGGAAAAAACAUUCAACUCACACAAAGAAUGGGAAAAAAUACUGAGUUAAAUAAAGCAAAUACUUUUUACAAGUGAAAGGAAGAAUUUUUCUUCUGCCAUCAAUAAAACCAUUGUGCUAUUAUUGU